Messenger RNA from Knipowitschia caucasica, 351 nucleotides. Lineage: Eukaryota; Metazoa; Chordata; Actinopteri; Gobiiformes; Gobiidae. The record is from the annotation of a GenBank genome assembly.
AUGGUUUGGCCCCGCCCUCACCUGCCUAUCCCCGCCCUCGCCUGCCUCCCCCCGCCCUCACCUGCCUCCCCCCGCCCUCACCUGCCUAUCCCCGCCCUCGCCUGCCUCCCCCCGCCCUCACCUGCCUAUCCCCGCCCUCACCUGCCUCCACCCGCCCUUACCUGCCUAUCCCCGCCCUCACCUGCCAUGUUUGAUUUCUCUUUAUCUUUAAGCUCAGUCUGCCGCUACACACACUACUACAGCCCCAAGUACUGCCGCUACACACACUACUACAGCCCCAAGUACUGCCACGCCAAGGUUUACUGCCCCCUCAAGCUCUACAGCCCUGGACAGCAGCGCUUCCUCCAGUGA